GAUUGAAGUUAAGAGAAAGAGACAGAAAAGCGUAGUAAGGGGGAGAUCAUGAAUAUUGAAUUGAAUUGAAUUGAUUAAUACUACUCCUAACUUUCAAGUCUUUGUUCCUCUUUCAAAAAAAAAAAAAGUCUUUGUUCCUUCCCUCCGCAAAGUCGUAACCGUAAACCAAAAUGUCAGACGGAGGAGCGUUUCAAUUGCAGAUACUUGACGGAACUAACCUCAGAGACCUCGAUCUAUCUUCCACCGUCUUUGAUCGUGCGUUCACCGGAGCUCAAUUACUCGACAUUGCUCAUUCACGUGCUUCUCUUUCUCUCUUCGAUCUUCCUUUACCUGAUCCUCUCAAAACCUCUGCUCUCAACCGCCUCCGUAGCAGUAACUCCGAUGCCGAUGUUGUCUUUUCCCUUGAGACCGAGUACCAACCUGCUAAAGCCUCUGAAAUCCUUAAACUCUACAUCGCCGCCAUCGCCGAUGAACUCAAAGAUAAUCCAAUUGUAAUAUCAAUCUUGGAUGGAAGUACUCUUCGUUUGUUAUUUGAGGAUGAGGAUGAUUUUGCAAUGUUAGCAGAAAAUCUAUUCACUGACUUGGAUGUUGAAGAUAAGGGGAAAAUCAGCAAGAGCCAAAUUCGAAGUGCUCUUGUUCAGAUGGGUGUCGACAUGGGAGUUCCUCCUUUCUCAGAAUAUCCUCAGUUAAAUGACUUGUUGAGAAAACAUGGAGCGGAUGGAGAAGAAGAGCUGGGCCAAGCACAAUUUGCACAGCUUCUGCAGUCUGUAAUACAAGAUCUUGAGGUGGAACUUUCCAAAAAGAAUUUUGUUUUCGUCCAGAAUAUCCAAAUCAUAAAUGGCUUUAAGAUAAGACAGCUAUUGGCCAAUGAAAAGGAGUUAAGCAGCUUUGUAGAGAAGGCAUUACAGGAAAAAGCCAAUGCAAAGGAUGGUCUAGAAAGCACUGAAAUAAUAAGGAGCUUCCUUGAGAGAGAUGCUAAGGAGUUGGGUUUACCACUAUCUGAAGCUGGCGAUGCAGCUGCUCUUUUCUAUGAUUCUGUUUUUGCUGAUGUAGCCAAAGAGAAAGAUGGAGUAGAAUUAGAUAAAGAAGAGCUGGCAAAACUUCUGAAGGAUAUCUUGGAGAAAAUGGCAGAGCAACUUGAGUUGAGUCCAGUAUAUCAGGAGUUUGCUUGAGGGCUUGGGGAUGAUAAAAUAAUGGGCUGCUAUUCAUGUCUGUAACUUCGUAUCGUUACAGGGCAUUUGGGAUUCGCAUCCCACCCAGUGGUGUAUAUUGUAUAAUGAAUUUUACUUAUACAUAGUACCUUAAUUAAAUAGUAUGCUUAUGGUAUUAUAAUAUGAAUUACAGCUUGAUUUUCUGGAUUCA
Molecule: messenger RNA, 1362 nt
Organism: Medicago truncatula (barrel medic)
Lineage: Eukaryota; Viridiplantae; Streptophyta; Magnoliopsida; Fabales; Fabaceae
Exons: 4
Coding region: 171-1172 (333 amino acids)
Molecular function (GO): calcium ion binding
Source: RefSeq, a predicted model, not a curated record